Molecule: messenger RNA, 1773 nt
Organism: Styela clava
Lineage: Eukaryota; Metazoa; Chordata; Ascidiacea; Stolidobranchia; Styelidae
Product: 4-hydroxyphenylpyruvate dioxygenase-like protein
Biological process (GO): aromatic amino acid metabolic process
Molecular function (GO): 4-hydroxyphenylpyruvate dioxygenase activity
Source: RefSeq, a predicted model, not a curated record
UAUAGUUUUUUAUCAUGAAAUAUUUGGGUAUACAUCAUAUACGAUUUGCUGUUGACAAUCCAGAACAGUUUUCUAGAUUUUUGAUUCAACAUUUUGGAUUUCAAUAUUUUGCACAUCGUCUGAACAAUCCAUCAGCGCAGUCCUCUAUAGCAGUCAAACAUCACAGUGUUGUGUUUGUGAUUGACAAACGAAAUCAUGACAACACAGUAUUAGAGGUGAACGGGAAUUUACCAAACUUAUUUUUAAAUGGAAAUGUGAAUUAUCCAGUAGACACUGUUUGCGAUGCUUGUUUUCAAUGCAAUAAUAUUGAUGAAAUUCUUGAACGAGUGAAAACGACACAGAAAGGAUCUUGUGUAAUCCGAUCAAAGGUAGAAGACCUCAAUGGCACAGUCUCCUAUGCAGUUAUUCAGUCACCUUUUGGAAAUUUACAACAUACAUUAGUAGACUUAUCAAAUUAUUCUGGAAAGUUUUUACCUGGUUUCCAAAUAAAUCACAAUUAUGUCAACUCGAAUCAUCAUUAUGUGGAAUGCAUUGAUCAUCUUGCAUACAUGGUACCAACGGGACUUGCGGAUUCUGCCAUAGACUGGUACAACUUCGUGUUUGAGUUUGAAAGACUCUUCAUCAACAAGAAUGAUGAGGUUAAUGAAGGGUUCAAAGUUGAACAUGGACCAAUGGGAAUGAGGUUAAAAGCAAUUCAUGGAAUUGAUCAGUUUGCACCAAAAUGUACAGGUGAUUUCUCUUCAGACAUGUAUAUAGCGCCCGUUAAAUUCGUAUUUGGUGAACCACUUAGCUCCUCAACUAGUGAUCAAAUAUCAACAUUUUUAGAAGAACACAGAGGUAUGGGCAUUCAACAUAUUGGGCUCGGAACUAGGAAUAUUUUAGAAGCAGUCAACCACUUCAAGCAACUUGGAGCUAGUUUUGUUGCACCACCCAUUGAAUAUUAUCACGAUAUGAAUAGAAUUGAAGAAAUAGAAGAUUUAAAUAUAACAACAGACCAGCUGAUGAAAUCUGGAAUAUUAGUGGAAUCAAGUGACUCUGACAAUACAGAGGUAUUACUGCCACCUGAUGUGAAUAGCUGGUACAUUAUGCAAGUCUUCACAAAGAAUCUCUUUAAAGAACAGACAUUUUUUCUUGAACUAAUUCAGCGACAUCGCACCCAAGGUGGAUUUGGAGCUGGAAAUAUCAAAGCACUGUGGAGUGGUGUGCAAGCGCAUUUAGAAAAAGUUAAGGAGUUAGAAAAUUGAAGUUUUCUGUAUCGUAGAUAUUUAUUCGAAGUUAUAAAGUGCCACAAUGUGCUUAUCAUUUUGUAUUUAAAACCUCUAUAAUUAAAAGUAAUUGCUAGUUCAUACAUAUUGUUUCUUUAAAAUUGUUAAUUUGUUCCACUGAGGACACCUCAAAUCGUUAGCAAAACAAAAGUUCAUUCUCAAUUUGUUCCGUUCAUACUCGUAUCUCACUUCGACCUAAAUUGCUUCUCAAAGGUUGAUUUUUCUAUCGAUAUUUGUAACUUUUAUAACUAUGACCAAUGCACAACGGAUCUGCUCAGUGACUAGAAUCCUUCAUAUUUAUCCCGUGGAGAAGUUUUCCGUAGUUGAAGUUUCUAGGUGCAUUAACUUCCAGAACAGUCAACUACAAAAUAUAUAUUUAUGCUGCAGUUCUUUUCUUUCAAAUAUACACAAAGAUCGCCUGUUUUGUUACCGUUUCAGACUGCUCUUACGUAUAUGCUGUAUGUUCUGAUCGAGGUACAGUCGAAAUAAACUAAAUUAAGAAUUUCUA